AUGCCUCGCUUCGACGACUCCGAUAUUGGAGCCGAUUUGACUCAAACCCGUUCUCCUCGCGACGCCAGACCCAGUGUCGGCGGCAUCACAGCUUCAGAUGGCACCACGCUCCCCAUUCCCGCCGACCUCCAUCACGGUCGCCGGGAAAGUGAAGUCGUCGAAGUGCCUGCCACACGCAGCUCCAUCAGCGAUGCAUCUCAAUACAUGCACAAUCUGAGCCUGAACCCGUCCAUGCGCGAAAAGCGCGGCUCCCGAAACUCGUUUGGCAUUUCAUUGCCCAUCCCCCGCUCUCCACGACCAUCUCGCCUUUCUAUCGUUUCGGGCAUUGACAGCGCCAAAGCUGCCGUCUCGCGCGAGCUGUUGGCCUCUCAGGUCCAGGACAUGGCCAAGGAGAAGGUCGCUGCUGCCAAGAACAUGGCCUUCGCCUUUGAUAUUGACGGUGUCCUGGCCCAUGGCAACCAGGCUAUUCUCGAGGCUCGCGAGGUCCUCAAGAUGCUGAACGGAGACAACGAAUUGGGUAUCAAGAUCCCGCACAUCUUGCUGACCAACGGUGGUGGUAAGACAGAAGAAGAGCGCUGCCAGCAAUUGACCGAGAUCUUGGAGAGUCCCAUCUCCGUUGACCAGUUCAUUCAGUCCCAUACACCCAUGCAAGCCUUGUCCGAAUACUACGAGACUGUCCUCGUCGUUGGUGGUGAGGGCUUCAAGUGCCGCGGCGUCGCACAAAACUACGGCUUCAAGCACGUCUACACCCCCAAGGACGUUUUGGCCUGGGACGCCGAAGCCUCCCCCUGGAGAAACUUUAGCGAUGCCGAGCGUGCCGACGCCCACCCCGUCGACUUCAAGCGCGUCAAGUUCGAUGCCAUCCUCGUCUUUGCCGAUUCCCGCGACUACGCUACAGACAUGCAACUCAUCAUUGACUUGCUACUCUCUGAAGAUGGAUACUUUGGCACCCGAUCCAAGAACCCGGAGUCUGGCAGCAUCCCCAUCUACUUCUCACAGGGCGACAUGGUCAUGCCCACCCAAUUCAAGGGUCCCCCCCGCAUGACCCAAGGCGCCUUCCGUAUCGCCAUCGAAGCCAUCUACAAGGCCCAGACCGGCACCGACCUCGAGCGAGUCGUCUACGGCAAACCCGAACUGGCAACCUACAAAUACGCGGACGAAGUCCUCAAGGCUUGGAUGGAGCAGAUCCACAACGAGAACCGUCUCCCCCAAAACGUGUACAUGAUCGGUGACAACCCAGCCUCCGACAUCAUUGGUGGCAACAUGUAUGGCUGGAACACCUGUCUGGUGCGCACCGGCGUGUUCCAGGGUGGACCAGGAGAAAACGAUCCGAACAGUCCGGCUAGCUUUGGCGUGUUCGACAACGUUUUGCAAGCUGUCCAAGCCGUCGUGCGCAAAGAGCUGGGUAAGGAGUUUAAGUUCAAGUGGAACGAGAAGAUCAAUCCUGUACUUCACGGUGGGGAUAGUCUUUCUGCUGUCGAGUAA
Messenger RNA from Talaromyces amestolkiae, 1485 nucleotides. RefSeq lists its product as uncharacterized. Gene Ontology annotation, cellular component: mitochondrion. The transcript has a single exon. The record is from RefSeq and is a predicted model, not a curated record. Lineage: Eukaryota; Fungi; Ascomycota; Eurotiomycetes; Eurotiales; Trichocomaceae. Bases 1 to 1485 code for a protein of 494 amino acids. Gene Ontology annotation, biological process: glycerophospholipid biosynthetic process.